This is a messenger RNA of Anarrhichthys ocellatus (wolf-eel), 2073 nucleotides long. RefSeq names its product single stranded DNA binding protein 2a (gene ssbp2a). Bases 616 to 1683 code for a protein of 355 amino acids. Gene Ontology annotation, biological process: positive regulation of transcription by RNA polymerase II. The transcript has 17 exons. NCBI's taxonomy places the organism in Eukaryota, Metazoa, Chordata, Actinopteri, Perciformes, Anarhichadidae. Gene Ontology annotation, cellular component: nucleus. Gene Ontology annotation, molecular function: protein binding; single-stranded DNA binding. The record is from RefSeq and is a predicted model, not a curated record.
CCACCAGUAGCUGCAGGACGAAGACAAACUGAGUGACUUUACUGAACAAUGACUGACUGUUUGCAACGCUGCCAUGCAUCCACACAACCGCAGUGAGCGCUUACCGCUGUCUUCUUGCACGAUGACGCUGUUGAAUUUGAAGAAGUCCAGGUUUGCCGUGUGGUGUCUCCGACUUCUUCUUCUUCUUCUUCUCCCCCCUCCUCCGCCGGUGGACCAGUGGACGUUCGCCCUUCCUGUCAGUGCCAUCGAUAUUGAAGUGAUCUUCGUCUCCUUCGUGAGGUCGAAGGAGACGUGUCCCGUGAUCAGGUCGCCACUGGAGAAACUAGGAUUCUCAUUCAAGACGUCGAAAUUGAUUUUGAAGUUUUUUAUCGUCUGCUGGAACAUUUUUGAAACACGAGUUUAAAAAAAGAAAAGCAGUCUGAAGAUAAAAACAAGUCUAAAUAGUUCACCUACAGUCAACAGAUCGAUUGUUAUGUGCACGCAAUCACCAAUAAAGUAUUGCAUUGGUAAAAAACCUUAAACAGUUUACAACAACAAAACAUUGGACUGAACAGAUUGCGCAGGCGCACAACAUACUGGAGGACCAGCCCUGACUUUGGGCGGAGCCAGGGUCCCAUGUGUCCAGGAUCAGCGGGACGAAGGGCUGAAGAACGUGGGAAGAAGUUAGCUCUGUACGUGUACGAGUACCUGCUGCAUGUAGGAGCGCAGAAGUCUGCACAGACCUUUCUCUCAGAGAUCCGAUGGGAGAAGAACAUCACAUUAGGAGAACCUCCGGGGUUCCUCCACUCAUGGUGGUGUGUCUUCUGGGACCUGUACUGUGCGGCUCCAGAGAGAAGAGAGACAUGUGAACACUCCAGCGAGGCCAAGGCCUUCCAUGACUAUAGUGCUGCAGCAGCUCCCAGCCCCGUGCUUGGGAACCUUCCCCCGGGAGAGGGCAUGCCAGUGGGGCCAGUCCCUCCAGGAUUCUUUCAGCCGUUUAUGUCACCUCGAUACCCUGGAGGACCCAGACCACCUCUCAGAUUACCCAACCAGGGACUUGGAGUCCCAGGUAGCCAGCCUAUGUUACCCAGUGGUAUGGACCCCACAAGACAUCAAGGACAUCCAAAUAUGGGGGGACCAAUGCAGCGGAUGAUUCCACCCAGAGGCAUGGUACCGCUAGGGCCCCAGGGUUAUGGAGGUGGGAUGAGACCACCACUAAAUGCCCUGGUUGGUCCCGGGAUGCCUGGUAUGAACAUGGGACCUGGUGGGGGUAGACCCUGGCCAAAUCCUCCAAACUCCAAUUCGACCCCGUACUCUUCUGCAUCUCCAGGAAGUUAUGUGGGACCUCCAGGAGGAGGAGGGCCACCUGGGACCCCAAUAAUGCCAAGUCCAGCAGAUUCAACCAACUCUGGCGACAACAUGUACACAAUGAUAAACACAAUCCCUCCAGGUGGAAGCCGACCAAAUUUCCCUAUGGGUUCAGGUGGUGACGGUCCAUUAGGGGGAAUGGCUGGAAUGGAGCCCCAUCACAUGAAUGGAUCAUUAGGGUCAGGUGAUAUGGACAGUCUCCCCAAGAACUCUCCUGGUAACCUAAGUAUGAGUAACCAGCCCGGGACCCCCAGGGAGGAUGGAGAGAUGGGAGGAAACUUCCUUAACCCUUUUCAGAAUGAAAGUUAUUCUCCGAACAUGACGAUGAGCGUGUGAAGGCUCUGGAAGCAGGUUUGGUUCAGUCGCCCCGUAACCUGGAUCAGUAAAGAGCAGAGAGACAGACGGGAUGUGAUGUCAUCUAGGCCAGUGACUCUUCCUCCACCACCAACACCACCUGCCUAGUUAGGACAUUUGCCCUAGGCCCUGUCCUCUUACUAUCCCCCCAACCCCACCCCUCCAUUGUUUCUGCCCACGUCUCUUCUCUCCUAUCUCUUCUCCCGUUCAAAGUGUUGACUCUGCUACAUUCAUCAGUUCUUCCUCUGCAACUAUGAGACUGUACAAAGCAACCAAAUUGAAACAACCUGGAGGAGAACUCUUUGUAUAUUUGCAAACAGUGUGUAUGGGACUGUGCACCCGCUCCAGUCACAGACAGUGUGUCUGCCUUUU